UUUAGUUGAUACCAUAAUCUUAUGGUGUUCGGCGUUCAUUGUAAACGGUGAGUUCUGCGACUGAAUAUUGCGGUCACGGUAAGAUUACCGCCACAUUCAAUUCACUAUUUUUGUGUUUUAAAGUGUGCUUCGUAUCCUGAUUGGAAGUAACUGAUAUAGGAUAGUUCAAAGACAAAAGAACAAUGAAGUAGGUACUGCUGAUUUCUGCUCCUGUAUAGACAAAUAUUAAAUGGGUGCCAUAAAUAUAUUAAUAGAGCGAUCCUAUAAUGGCUCAAUUUAAUAGAUGGUCAGUGCUGAAACUUAUUGAAGUGAUACUGGUCUUGGUAUGUCUUACGUUUAAACGUGUGACCGACGACGAGGCAUCACGAGUGUUUUUGUACCUGCAGAAAGUGUCAAGAGAAUGGAGUUUGUUAAAUAAUAUAACCUGGAGUAAAGUUGGAGCUGCUGCAGCAGAUGUCACUUAUGGGGGUUAUUUGAUAAUUACUGGUGCCCUAUUCCUGGGACAUAUUGUUGGAGAAUUGCCAACGACGAAAAGAGUAACAGAAUAUGUAUUUCUGGGUAUUGGAAUUAUCUUGUUUACAGUAAUGGGAAGCCUUUCCUUCGCCGCGCUAGAUUCUGUUCCAGAGAGUUUAGUCGACAAUGCUGCUAUAGUUGGAACGUUCUCUCUGAUAGUCGCAGGUCUUUUUCUUCUCGAUUUAGCUGGUCCAAAAAAGAGACAUACGAAACCUCAACAACCCAAACAACAGAAAAAGAGGUCUAUAGUUCCACCAGAUAGUAUCACAAAACAGGUUUAUGAAGUAGAAAAAAGUAAACAGAAAGUACAAAAAGAAAAAAAGGAAGUUUUGAAACCAUUGGAGAUGCAGUUUCAACCUAAAAUGACAGAUAGAAGUGUGAAAGUAGAAAAAGAAAAAAAUGGGAGGAAUGGUAUUGCAGUGAUGGAGAUGCAGACAACAAAUAGCUCAAACAAAGGUUACCAAAGAAUGAGGGAUGACUCGUUAAGAAAGUAUCCAACAUACGGUGAAGAUGUUGGUGAUGACGGAAGCACAGAAGCUGAGGAAAUGGAACUACCUCCACAAAUGAGUGACCAUUCGCCGGUAUGGAGUAAUAUAAGAAAAGGUGAAUACGGAAAAUACGACAUACUUAAUCCAAAAUACAUAUUAAGAAGGCCUGACAGACUCCACGAAGAAAUUCGGCCGCCCAAUAGCCCUGGAGAUCCAGGUUAUGUACAAUACACUGCCCAACACUGGGGAGAAUAUGGCUCGAGAACUCCCAGACCUAGUCCAACUCAACUCACUCCAGUUUAAUUCCUCCGGUCGAAGAAUUUUUGAUUAUAUUUUAGUAUUAAUUAUGCCAUAUAUAAAUGAAAUGAGUACUUAACAUAAAAAUAAACUAAGAGCCAAAACGCAUAAUAAAUUAAUAUAAUCGCCAAAAUUUAAACGUAAAAAAGGUUGAAAAAGGAGAAAUAAAAAUAAGUAAAUAUGUAUAUAAAAACGAUUCUUUUUGCAAAAUAAUAGUGGUUAUAGUUUAUCCUAAACCCUUUUUUUAGUGCGUCAUUCACUUAGACGUCAUAUAAGAUUUUAAGAAUGUCGCGAAUCACUGCAUGACAUUUUAUUUAAAUCUGACAGUUGUCAGAAAAUUUAUAUUUAUGUUUAUAUAAAUAUCAAUACUUAUAUGAAUAUUUGCCAAAAUAUUAAUAUUUAAAAUAUAUUUUUGUCUCAAAUUAUCUUUAUUCGCAUCAUGGAUUGGUAAACUAUAGAGUAUUGUAAUUAGUAUAGUAUAGUUGAUCCAAAAGAUGGCAUAACCCAGACAUCCAAAGUGAAAGUUAUCCUUCAACACCAAAUUGUUCUAUAUGGUCCACACAAUGUCCAGGAAAAAGUCACACCAUUUUGAGCAUCGGGUUUGGGGGGAGAGGGGGGAGAAAUCGGUAAAUUCGUAGUUUUUUAAGGUUUUCGCCAAUAUUUCUAAAACUAUGCCAUUUAGCAUGAACAACCCUCUAUACAAAAUUGUUCUAUAUUAAAUUUGAAAUAAAAAAGGCCCUAUGCAUAAUCUUUCUAAAAUGAAUGGUUCCAAAGUUACGGAGGUAGUAUUGUAUAACUGGUCCAAAAAAGGCCUAACCCAAACAUCCAAAGUAAAAGUUUUCCUCCAAUACCAAAAUGUUCUAUAUGGUCCACAUAUUGUUCAGUAAAAAGUUACACUGUUUUGAGCGUCCGGUUUGGGAGGGAGAUGGGAGAGAAGCCGGUAAAUUAGUAGUUUUUUUACGUUUUUCGUCAAUAUUUCUAAAACUAUGCUUUAGCGUAAACAAUGUUAUACACAAAAAUGUUCUACAUGAAAUUUAAAACAAAAAAUGUUGUACCCAUAAUUGUUAUAAAAUCAACGGUUCCAGAGUUACGGAGGGUGAAAAGUCGAGGUUUUCGAUACUUUUUAUAUUUUUUGGGCAAUAUUUAUGAUAUAACUAUACCAAAAACCCAGACAUCCAAAGUGAAAGUUAUCCUCCAACACCAAAUUGUUCUAUAUAGUCCACAUAAUGUUCAGAAAAAAGUCACACCAUUUUAAGCGUCGGGUUGGGGGGGAGAUGGAAGAGAAAUCGGUAAAUAUAAAAAGUAUCGAAAACCUCCACUUUUCACCCUCCGUAACUCUGGAACCGUUGAUUUUAUAACAAUUAUGUAUAGAACCUUUUUUGUUUUAAAUUUUAUGUAAAAUAUUUUUCUACAGAACAUUCCUUACGCUAAAGCAUAGUUUUUGAAAUAUUGACGAAAAACGUAAAAAAAAACUACUAAUUUACCGACUUCUCCCCCAUCUCCCCCCCAAACCGGACUCUCAAAAUGGUGUAACUUUUUACUGAACAAUGUGUGGACCAUAUAGAACAAUUUGGCGUUGAAGGAAAACUUUUACUUUGGAUGUCUGGGUUAGGCCUUUUUUUGGACCAAUUAUACUAUACUACCUCCGUAACUUUGGAACCGUUCAUUUUAGAAUGGUUAUGCAUAGGGCCUUUUUUAUUUCAAAUUUAAUGUAGAACAAUUUUGUGUAGAAGGUUGUUAAUGCUAAACCGCUUAGUUUUAGAAAUAUUGACGAAAAACCUAAAAACCUACGAAUUUGCAUAUUUCUCCCCCUUCUCCCCCCCAAACCCGACGCUCAAAAUGGUGUGACUUUUUUCUGAACAUUGUGUGGACCAUAUAGAACAAUUUGGUGUUGGAGGAUAACUUUCACUUUGGAUGUCUGGGUUUGGGUCUAACUAUACCAUACUAAAUUGUCAACCAAUUAUAGCUAUAUCUAUAAGUAUAAGUCACUUUAAUAUGGAAAUACCCUUCAACGAAUACAUAAUUUUCGAAGUUCUAUGUAUAAUAAUUACGGAUGUACGGUUUUUUCUGUCACUUCGAGCUUAAUGCGUUAGAGCGAAUUCGACAAACUAUGACGCAUUGAAAGAAGGGUUUGGGAUAAACUGUAACUCUAGCUAGAUGUUUUACUGAUAUUAAUUUUGUUAUCGAUAAAUUUGAUGAUUCUUUAUAAAUAUAAAGCUUAGAAUAAGUAAAAAGUAAAAUUUGCUCAAAACAUUUCAAAUUAGAAACUAAAAACUUUAACUGCCUUUUGAUGAAAUUUUUGUUUAACCUAGGAGGACAAAUAAUAUACCUAUUUUGUUUUAUAUUCAUUUACUUUGUUAUUAAUUUUUUGUCAAAAUAAAAAACUUAAAAUCAGCACCCUUUGUUUAGUAAUGUAGAAUUAACAAUUAGUUUAUUAUUAGGUACUUUAAAGACAAAUUAUACGCAUGGAUUUUGUAAUUCAACUUACAUAUAAAUAAAUUAAAAACAAAAAUGAC
This is a messenger RNA of Diabrotica virgifera virgifera (western corn rootworm), 3814 nucleotides long. RefSeq lists its product as uncharacterized. Lineage: Eukaryota; Metazoa; Arthropoda; Insecta; Coleoptera; Chrysomelidae. The record is from RefSeq and is a predicted model, not a curated record. The transcript has 7 exons. The coding region runs from base 267 to 1304 and encodes 345 amino acids.